UCUUUUUCUUUAUUUUAUUAUGUUUUAAACGAGCCCUGCAUCAUUUUUUUUUUUUGGUGAAAUAUUUGCAAGAGGAGAAGAUGAUGAAAUGGUCGGCAAGGCCAAUGUCCGGAGCGACAAAGAGGUUCAAUGUGAAGGUGAAGCCAUUGAAGCUCGAUGGAUUUUGUGCAGACGAAACAGAGAAAACAAUGAUUGUUGAAACGAAAUGGAAAGGACCCAAAUCUGUAUUCGCUCCGUUUUAUCUACCUUCAUCAUCCAAACUUCGUAGAAGUCGUACCAGUCAAAAAUUGUUGGAUAAAGGUGAAUCAAUUGUUGAAUGGGAUGAUGAAUUCGAGAAUAUCUGCGACUUCUCUGUUGUAUCAAAAGAUGGUUCAUAUGGUCCCUGGAAUGUAUCAUUCAAAGUUUUGUGGGGUGAUGGAGAAGAAUCUCAGACAAAAUUAACAGUUUUAGGAAAAGCUUAUUUAAAUUUAGCAGAAGUGGCAGCAACAAUGGAGUCCCAGGUUGAGAGAAAGGUUCCGAUCACUUCCAAGGUUGGUGGUUUGGGCAGCGAAGCUACACUUUUGGUAUGCGUGAGUUUUACGGAGGUCAGGAAUUCUCAAGACUCGCCAGGACUUGUUCAAAACUCUACCGAAUCCGACAAAGGAGACGCAUUCUUUAAGGUGAUGAUGGGCCUAACCGGCUACAAGAAGAAAAAGAAAGGGAAGAAGAGCCAAAGAGACCAGGCCGGUUCUUGUGAAUCGGACGUCUUGGAUGGUUUGGCGGGAAACGAGUCCACUGUUACGAAGGAUAAAGCCAAUAAAGAACUGAACUCAAGAACUGUGUCAGAAUUUUGUCCGAGUUCCGAAACUCAGUUGGAACCUCAACCUGACCAGAAGGAGGGGUUCUUCUCGUGGAAAAGAAGGCGGUUGAAUUUUAUAACGCAUAAGAAGAAAGAAGAACCGUUGAGUAAGAAGACGAAUGACAACAAGAUCAGUGACGACGAGACUAAUCAUGUUGACCGCCAACGCAAUGUUGACUCCAACACGCCCGAACUGAUUCCAGAUGCCAUUGCGUUUUCUUCAGGAUGUUAUGAGUUUUGUAAUUGGGAAGAGAGAGUAGUAGUAAGUAGAGAUGGGCAAUCUAAACUGAAAGCCAAUGUGUUUUUUGCUUCUUUUGAUCAAAGGAGCGAGAAAGCAUGUGGAGAGGGUGCCUGCACAGCGUUAGUUGCAGCCAUUGCCCACUGGCUUCACUUGAAUCAAGACUUCAUGCCAACAAGAUCAGAAUUAGAUAGACUUAUAACACAAGGUUCCUCCGACUGGCGAAAACUUUGCAACAACGAAACCUACACGAAUUUCUUCCCAGACAAGCAUUUUGAUCUUGAGACUGUUUUAGAAGCUGGCCUUCAGCCUAUAAAUGUCUUGCCUGAUAAAUCUUUCACCGGAUUUUUCAGCCCUGAUAAAUUCGAGUGUUUGCAGGGAGCCAUGUCAUUUGAUGAAAUAUGGGAUGAAAUUAAUGAGAAUGCCGAAGAUUACCAGCCAGGAAUCUACAUUGUGAGUUGGAAUGAUCAUUUCUUCGUGUUGAAGGUUGAAACAGAUGCCUAUUACAUCAUUGAUUCGUUAGGCGAGCGGCUUUUUGAGGGGUGCAAUCAGGCAUACAUUCUGAAGUUUGAUAAUUCAACUUUGAUGUAUGGAAACUCAGAGAAAAGUGAAGAGAUAAUAUGUAGAGGGAAAAAGUGUUGUAAAGAGUACAUCAAAAGAUUUCUUGCUGCUAUAUCACUUGGUGAACUUGAGGAGGAAGAGAAGAAAGGAACAGUUUCAACUUUCUUUCUUCACAAGAGAUUACAAAUCGAUUUUCACUAUAGCUCUUCUUCAAAUACAUCAUCAUCAUCUUCUCCUUCAACUUAUUCCACUUUUUCCCUCUUCUCUGGUGAAGAGUGAAACUAAAUGCAGUAGACAUUAAGUGUAUAUAUGAAGAGUGUGAGUGCCAUAGCCAAUUAUUAACAAGUUAAAAUAUGUAGAGAAUCAAAUUAAGGAUUACAUUUUU
Molecule: messenger RNA, 2022 nt
Organism: Pistacia vera
Lineage: Eukaryota; Viridiplantae; Streptophyta; Magnoliopsida; Sapindales; Anacardiaceae
Exons: 4
Coding region: 81-1916 (611 amino acids)
Source: RefSeq, a predicted model, not a curated record